Phalacrocorax carbo (great cormorant) is the source of this 2391-nucleotide messenger RNA. Lineage: Eukaryota; Metazoa; Chordata; Aves; Suliformes; Phalacrocoracidae. The record is from RefSeq and is a predicted model, not a curated record.
GCUCUGCCGGCGCCAUUUUGAAAGUGGAGGCUGUGGGGGGGGGCCGGAGCGAGGCGCGGAGCGGGGGCAGCCCCAGGAGCGGAGCCGGCCGCACCCCCGCCGCCAUCCGCCGCCAUCCGCCCCCCGCCGCCGCCCCCCGCCCGGCGCCGCCGGCACCGCCGCGCACCGCCCGACCCGCCGGGCCCGCCGCGCCCGCUAUCGCCAGCCCAACAUGGCAGGAGCUGGAGGAGGAAAUGACAUUCAGUGGUGUUUUUCUCAGGUGAAAGGCGCUGUAGAUGAUGAUGUAGCAGAAGCGGAUAUAAUUUCUACAGUAGAAUUUAACCAUUCUGGAGAGUUGUUAGCGACAGGAGACAAAGGAGGUAGAGUUGUCAUCUUUCAACAGGAGCAGGAGAACAAAACCCAGUCUCACAGUAGGGGAGAAUACAAUGUUUACAGUACGUUUCAAAGCCAUGAACCAGAGUUUGACUACUUGAAAAGUUUAGAAAUUGAAGAGAAGAUCAACAAAAUUAGGUGGUUACCCCAGAAAAAUGCUGCUCAGUUUUUAUUGUCUACAAACGAUAAAACAAUAAAAUUAUGGAAAAUCAGUGAAAGGGACAAAAGACCAGAGGGUUAUAAUUUAAAGGAAGAAGAUGGACGGUAUAGGGAUCCUACUACAGUUACAACACUACGGGUGCCAGUAUUCAGGCCCAUGGACCUCAUGGUUGAAGCUAGUCCACGAAGAAUAUUUGCCAAUGCUCACACGUAUCACAUCAAUUCCAUCUCCAUUAAUAGCGAUUAUGAAACGUACUUAUCUGCAGAUGACUUGCGGAUUAACCUGUGGCACCUAGAAAUUACAGACAGAAGUUUUAAUAUUGUAGAUAUAAAGCCUGCCAACAUGGAGGAGCUCACAGAGGUGAUAACAGCUGCAGAGUUCCACCCAAACAGCUGCAAUACGUUUGUAUACAGCAGCAGUAAAGGAACGAUUCGUCUCUGUGAUAUGAGAGCGUCAGCACUCUGUGACAGGCACUCAAAAUUGUUUGAAGAACCAGAAGAUCCUAGCAACAGAUCAUUUUUCUCUGAAAUCAUCUCUUCCAUAUCUGAUGUCAAAUUUAGCCAUAGUGGUCGAUAUAUGAUGACUAGAGAUUACCUGUCCGUGAAGAUCUGGGAUUUAAAUAUGGAAAAUAGACCUGUGGAAACAUACCAGGUGCAUGAAUAUCUCAGAAGUAAACUUUGCUCACUGUAUGAGAAUGAUUGCAUUUUUGACAAAUUCGAAUGCUGUUGGAACGGAUCGGACAGCAUUGUCAUGACAGGAUCUUACAACAACUUCUUCAGAAUGUUUGACAGAAACACAAAGCGAGACAUCACCUUAGAGGCAUCCCGGGAAAACAAUAAACCCCGCACGGUUUUGAAGCCACGUAAAGUAUGCGCAAGUGGUAAGCGAAAGAAGGAUGAAAUCAGUGUUGACAGCCUAGACUUCAACAAGAAGAUUCUACACACAGCCUGGCAUCCUAAGGAAAACAUCAUUGCCGUAGCUACUACAAACAACUUGUAUAUAUUUCAAGACAAAAUGAAUUAGGGUUGGCAUUCCUACCUGAAGAGUCCACUUCCUGCAUAGUUGAAAUAGUUGAAUCUAGCAUUUGUACCUGUAAACGAAAGAGAAUGAGAGGUCCAUUAUGGCACCCCUUUCCAGUGUUUAAAAAUGUGCCAUAUGACAACACACUUUUAUAGCUACAUGGAGAAAGCUCUGUUGAUCUGUCACUGCGUUCUUCUCCAUGUCUGCUAGCCAUUUAGGUGAGGAUAGGGCACUUUUUAAUUUAAAUGACUACUUGCACCAUCUUGCCUAAUGGACUAGAUUGGACUGUAUCAACAUCGGUUUACUCCACUUUUUAUGCCUUCCAUUGUGAUGACGUCAAACACAGGGAAAGCCUUCAAUCAUGCUAUGGGAUAUAAUUGUGUAACCUCAUUACUGUAUCAUUCGUGGCCCCCUUUUUUUAUUAAAAACAGCUCAUUCUUGCUGUGGCUUGUAGCAUUCCUCCUCCUUCUGGCCUCCUGGACUCCCCCUUUCCCUUUCAUCCCCCUCCACCUAGCCUUGGUGGUGGUGUAUAGAAAAAAAAAAACCACAAAACAAAAUAAAGCACAUGAAAUGGGUCCGUUUGGGGUCAGUGGUAAAGGGGGUCUGUGUUGCAACAAAUGUUUUAAUAAACAGUUGACUGUAAUCACUCCUUGCCAUGUCUGGCACCAAAAAAGAGAAAAUAAGGAAAAGAAAAAACAACCAACCAACAAACUACUGAAUAAAAGUGACAAAGAAUGGAGAAUCUGUUUUCUUUUUUUUAAUCUACCUCUUUAUACAAAUACUCUGUGUUUUACCUUAGAUGCAUGAAAAUAAAAUAAUGUUUUUUGUAAUGAUUUUAA